UACCAUAUUUCUGGGCCAAGAUUAACGGCAUAACACCUGUGCAGCUUAUGGCAGUGUUGGCUUGGUGUCCAGCGCUCAUUAUGUAGCAUCUAGAUGUACGCGCGCAAGAAAGUUGGUACAUACCUGCGUGCAUACAUAUGUGGGUAGGUAGAUACAUGUGCAUGCAUAGGUAUGCUUACUUCCCCACGCAUCUACCCCGUUGACUAUGAGCACUUCGAAGUAACUAUGGGCGGAAUGCAAAAGGGACUCGGGCUAGCAAAAGAAGACAGCUCUGAAGAGUAGCAACGGUAUACGUGGCACAAUUGUGUGCACCAGUAUUUAAGACCCGGAGAGAGAAAAGGAGAGUCUUCUUCCGUUCAGUGGCAUUAUGGGGAACAUCCUGAAUGGGUUUAUUUUUAAUAACCCCAUCGAGGGGUGCUACGAAAAAUUCCGCUUGGACUUUAUUUUUGUUGAAACGGAGAGCGGGGACAGAAUUGCGGCCCACUUCAUCAAUAGGAAAGCCCCACUAACCAUUUUGUUCUGCCAUGGCAAUGGUGAGAACAUCUACAUGUUGUAUGAUUACUUUCGCGAGGCGUCCAAAGUAUGGAAUGUAAACGUGUUCUUGUACGAUUACCCCGGAUACGGAGAGAGCACCGGAACGCCCAACGAACAGAGUAUGUACCAAAGUGGAAGAGCGGUGUAUGACUAUAUGGUGAACGUCUUAAACAUAAAUGCAGAGAGCAUUGUACUGUAUGGGAAGUCCAUAGGUUCGUGCGCUGCGAUCGACAUAGCCAUCAUGAGGAAGGUAAAAGGCAUAAUUCUGCAGAGCGCCCUAAUGUCCCUCCUGAACAUUUGCUUUAAAACGCGGUUUAUCCUCCCGUUCGAUUCUUUCUGCAACAUAAAGAAGAUCGGCAUGGUUCCAUGCUUUGCCUUUUUUAUCCAUGGCACUGACGACAAGAUAGUCCCCUUUUAUCACGGACUGAGCCUCUAUGAAAAGUGCAAACUGAAAGUGCAUCCCUACUGGGUUGUCGGCGGCAAGCACAAUGACAUCGAGUUGAUUGAGACCAAAAAGUUCAACCAGGGCAUCAAGUCUUUUUUGAAGUUUCUGCGUAAUAAUGUUUAGUCGUCCCUGAGCAUGCCCCCUUAGUUUUAUCUCUCCUUUUUUGUUGCACUCCAUCUUAUCGAAAGCGCAGCUUCGUCGCGGGUGUGUCCAUAUAAUUCCCACGUACGCGCGAUGAUGUCACAACGCUGGGGGGCCCCGUUUCCCAUCUAUCAAUUCUACAUGUGCAAGUGUGCAUAUAAAUUGGGGACCCCCCGUGGAUAUACAUUACAAACGGAACUAGCACACCUGGUGUGCAAAUGAAAAAUAAAAUAAAAGCGUCACUGCGUUUUGUGUCAUG
Molecule: messenger RNA, 1379 nt
Organism: Plasmodium coatneyi
Lineage: Eukaryota; Apicomplexa; Aconoidasida; Haemosporida; Plasmodiidae
Exons: 7
Coding region: 368-1102 (244 amino acids)
Source: RefSeq, a predicted model, not a curated record